Messenger RNA from Ostreobium quekettii, 1275 nucleotides. The record is from the annotation of a GenBank genome assembly. Lineage: Eukaryota; Viridiplantae; Chlorophyta; Ulvophyceae; Bryopsidales; Ostreobiaceae.
AUGGCCGUCUCCGCGCUGUUCAUCCUAGACCUCAAGGGGCGGGUCAUAAUCUCGCGCGACUACCGAGGGGAGGUGCCCAUGUCGACGGCCGAGCGGUUCAUAACCAAGCUGAACGAGCUGGAGGAGUCGGGUGCCCUGAGCCCCGUGGUGGCGGACGACGGCGUGUCGUACGUGUGGGUGCAGCACUCCAACCUGUACCUGAUGUGCGUGACGCGGCGCAACCUCAACGCCGCGUCCGUGGUGCUGUUCCUGCACCGCCUGGUCGAUGUCUUCACGGAGUACUUCGAGGAGCUGGAGGAGGAGUCGCUUAAGGACAACUUUGUCAUCGUGUACGAGCUGCUGGAUGAGGUCAUGGACUAUGGCUACCCGCAGUUCACAGAAGCCAAGAUCUUGUCGGAGUACAUCAAAACAGAUGCGCACAAGAUCGAGGUUCAAGUCAAGCCCCCAAUGGCGGUGACCAAUGCCAUAUCUUGGCGUUCGGAAGGGGUCAAGCACAAGAAGAAUGAAGUGUUCUUGGACGUCGUGGAGAGCGUGAAUCUGCUGGUAAACACCAAUGCAAUGGUGGUGCAGUCUGAGGUUGUUGGGGUCCUGAAGAUGCGUACAUUCCUGAGCGGAAUGCCGGAAUGCAAGCUGGGUUUGAAUGACAAGGUCUUGUUCCAGAACCAGGGUCGUGGCUUGCACAAAGCAGUGGACCUCGAGGACAUCAAAUUCCACCAGUGCGUUCGGCUGUCGCGGUUCGAAAACGACCGGACAAUCUCCUUCAUCCCACCUGACGGCAACUUCGACUUGAUGUCCUACCGCCUGAGCCAAAAUAUCAAGCCGCUCAUCUGGGUCGAGGCCACCGUCGAGCGGCACAGUCGGAGCCGGACUGAAUACCUGGUGAAGGCACGCUCACAGUUCAAGGAGCGAUCGGUCGCAACAGGUGUACAGAUUCUGCUUCCGCUUCCCCAGGAUGCGACCGCGCCCAUUGUUAGAACCUCUCAAGGCACAGCCAACUACGCACCUGAGAAAGAGGCGCUUGUGUGGAAAAUUAAGAGCUUUCCUGGGGGCAAGGAGUAUCUUCUGAGGUGUAAGUUCAGCCUGCCGUCGGUACAAGCUGAAGAAGACGCGGGGGGGAGGAUGCCCCCCAUCAGGGUGCAAUUUGAAAUCCCAUACUACACCGUGUCGGGCAUCCAGGUUCGGUACCUGAAGGUGAUUGAAAAGAGCGGAUAUCAAGCCUUGCCAUGGGUUAGGUACAUCACGGUUGCUGGCAACUACGAGAUCCGAAUGAUUUGA